This is a messenger RNA of Lethenteron reissneri (Far Eastern brook lamprey), 3431 nucleotides long. RefSeq names its product annexin A4-like. Gene Ontology annotation, biological process: phagocytosis; cytokinetic process. Gene Ontology annotation, molecular function: calcium ion binding; calcium-dependent phospholipid binding; phosphatidylserine binding. The record is from RefSeq and is a predicted model, not a curated record. Lineage: Eukaryota; Metazoa; Chordata; Hyperoartia; Petromyzontiformes; Petromyzontidae. Gene Ontology annotation, cellular component: plasma membrane; nucleus; vesicle membrane.
GUUUAGGUUUUAAGGAAUCGAUUCGUGGGUGUACGCGGAUACGUGGAGGUUGUUGUUUGUCUUGUGCAGUCGUUUUGGUUUCGUGAAGUUGUCUUGCUGCCUGCUGCUGCUGUUGUUGUUGUUGCUGCUGUUGUUGUUGUUGCUACACACGGAGAGAAGAGCGUGGUCAUCUUUCCUACCUCCACGAGGCUUAUUCUCCGACCUCCCGCCCCGGGCGAACGAGUCUCGAGGGAUCGUGUGGACGUCGAUCGAGGGGACAUGAGCUACCCAGGUUACCCAGGCGGGUGGGGAGCCCCUUCCCAGCCUCCCAUGGGAUUCCCAGAUAUGGGGAAUUUUAACAUCCCAGCUGGGUUCAAUCCGGCAAUCACCAACAUGGCCGGGAACCUGGCCCAGAGUGGAAUGUUUGGCCCGAAUCCUGCAAUGUACCCUCCUGGUGGUCCUGCCGGGAUGGGCUACGGGGCCCCUCCCGGACAACUCCCGUACGGCGCUCCACCAGCUCAGCCGUACGGCGCUCCACCUGCUCAGCCGUACGGUGCUCAGCCCUACGGUGCUCCACCAACUCAGCCCUAUGGGGCUCCACCGGCCCAACAGCCAUAUGGGGCUCCACCUGCCCAGCCAUAUGGAGCUCCACCCGCUCAACAGCCAUACGGCGCUCCACCAGCCCAACAACCCUAUGGGGCUCCACCAGGCCAGCAGCCGUACGGAGCUCCUCCAGCCCAACAACCCUAUGGGGCUCCACCAGGCCAGCAGCCUUACGGAGCUCCACCAGCCCAACAACCAUACGGAGCUCCACCAGUCCAACAACCAUACGGAUCUUCUGCAGGAAGCCAGGGCGCCCAGCCAGCACCUACUCCGUCCACCAUUACCGCAGCCCCUGUGAAGAAAGGACGGGGCACGGUUAAGGAACAGUCGGGGUUCAAUGGUCUAAAGGACGCGGAGACGCUAAGAAAAGCAAUGAAGGGAUUUGGCACGGAUGAGAAAGCCAUCAUUGACGUUCUCACAGCGCGCAGCAACAAACAGCGGCAGGAGAUCGCACUCUCGUUCAAGACGGCUUAUGGCAAGGACCUGGUGAAGGAGCUCAAGUCGGAGCUGUCGGGCAACUUCGAGUCGGUGGUGGUGGCACUCUUGGAGACGCCCACGCAGUACGACGUGAGCCAGAUUCAGGCGGCCAUCAAGGGUGCCGGCACAGAUGAGGAGUGUUUGAUUGAGAUUCUGGCAUCAAGAUCCAACAAGGAGAUACAUGAAAUCAACAAACACUACAAGUCAGUGACUAAACGGACGCUGGAGCAGGACAUCAUGUCAGACACGUCCGCCAACUUCAAGCGUCUCCUGGUGGCGCUGUGUCAGGGAGGCAGAGAUGAGAGCACCACGGUGGACAUGGCUCGCGUGCAGAAGGAUGCACAGGACCUCCUGGCCGCAGGGGAGAAUCGCAUAGGGACAGACGAAUCACGGUUCAACAGCAUCCUGUGUGGACGCAGCCAGGCUCACCUUCUCAGGGUGUUUGAGGAGUAUGGCAGAAUCAGCAAACACGACAUCGAGAAGAGCAUUAAGAGGGAGAUGUCUGGCAGUGUGGAAGAUGGAAUGGUGGCCGUGGUAAAAUGCUUACGGAACACCCAAGGGUUUUUCGCGGAGAGACUCUACAAGUCCAUGAAGGGCUUAGGCACCAAGGACAGCACGCUCAUACGCAUCAUGGUGUCACGCUGUGAGGUCGACCUCUUUGACAUCCGCCGCGAGUUCAAGCAGCUCUAUGGAAAGUCGCUGUACUCCUUCAUCGCCGGGGACACGUCCGGAGACUACAAGAAGAUCCUGCUCAGCCUAUGCGGCGGAGAAGAUUAGAUGUUCAACCUCUCCUUUCCCCACAUUUCCAACCCAAUCUAUCUCCCAAUACAUCUUAUGACAAUCCAGCUUCCAUCUCCCUGCAUGUCUAUCCAAACAUCUCUCUCUCUAUCUGCCAACGUGUCCCUCCCUAUCCCAACCCAGUCUGUUUUCUCAAAGCUUCUGAAACCGUCUCAUCUCCAAAUACUCCAGCUACCAACCUUCAUCUUCCAACCCACUUCUUUCCACCUCUCCAUACCUCUCACUUCUCCUUUUCACCUCUCACUCCGCGCUUUCCCUCGCACUUCAUCAUCCCAUGAUAGUGCACACUUGUGCCAGGGUGUGCUUUGCACACAAGAGGUGCCACUGCCUCGAGUAGGACGGGGGGAGCUUGUCUGCUGCUUACUGUGCCUACGGAACGAGGAAGCUGUCUCUUUGUGAUGAUACCGUUUGGCCACCGUAAAUUAUCACUGGUAUUGCAGUACUGUAAUCACACGUUAAAUUAGGUAAGUGCCCGAAUUAUUAUGCCACAUGCAUGGGUACGCAUGCGCACAGGAUCGUGUGGAUGAACACUUUGCCAUGAAACACAUGUCAACACCCUUACACAUACAAGAUACGUGUACAAAUAACAGCCUUAAACAUGUCUUUACACACAACAGCCUUGCAAGUACAACGGCACCAUUACACACAACUGACUAAAAUAAGACAUCCUAUAUAUAACUCAAGAUUGUGUGUAUGGAUAUCAUCACAAUCCGUGGAGGAAAUAUCCCGCAGAUGUCCAUUGCACAUUUUGUCAUCUGUAUAGCUAUGCACACCUUUUAAUACAAACACACGGCUAUGCCAUAAAGCCUUAGAUUUGUUGGGGCAAGUGCUACAACUGUGAACAGCUGCUCUUGUUCUGCACAGCGAGGCCACAACCAUGAUCGGCUGCCUGUGUCUCCCCAGUUCUGAUGUGUACACACCUACGCACAUACUAACUUUAGACUUUGCACCUAGGUGAGACCCUGGCAGGAUUAUCACUCGCAACCGCUGUAAGCCGUGGCUGGGAAUCAAACUUUGGUCACCGCAUAGCCUUAACAGACUGGGAUAGUGCCGUAAGCGAGCACAAAUUUGGACCCGGCACCCGAGGGGGUGGCCAGGCAGCAGCACGCCGCCUUUAUCUCCCCGUUGCUAAUGUUUACAUCGCACUGGGUACUCAUUUGAGGCUGAGUCGACCUAGGGGUGGCCCAGGACCAGUUCAGAUAAGUCACUGGUAGUGGCCGUGAAUGGGAAUCGAAUUCGGGUAGCCGGGUUCGUAGCACUCCUGCGCUAACCACUGCGCCACCCCUAAAACAGAUACAUUUAAAAAAAACCCUACCUACACGCGGCUAUUCAACACCUUUAGACUCAACACACAUGUACCGUGUAUCACAAAUAGCCAUAUACACUAAAAAAAAACCGAUGUUGCCUUUAAUACAAAACAUUCACAAUACCACUAUCACAAACGCCAUACACGAAUUUGUCUUGAAUGUGCUUGGAAUGUAAUGAAAUUAUUAACUCUACAACAUAUAAAGCUAUAUAUAGAAUAGAAUUAUGUAAACACGAGGGCUGAAAUAAAGGUUCUGGUGAUAAACAGA